Messenger RNA from Amborella trichopoda, 418 nucleotides. The record is from RefSeq and is a predicted model, not a curated record. NCBI's taxonomy places the organism in Eukaryota, Viridiplantae, Streptophyta, Magnoliopsida, Amborellales, Amborellaceae.
UUUGAAUUAUUGAGCCUUGUUCGUUGUUGUGAUUUGGCAGAUGGGUCUCUCUCUUCUUACUCAGGAGAUGAAUUUAGAGAGAGAAAACCAGUUAUUGGAUCAAGACCUCCAGCUUGCAUCAACAGGUGCUUGAGUUGCAGACCUUGCAUGGCCGUUCUUGUUGUUCCUCCUCAUCACAAGGAAAGCUUCCAGUUACAUGACGACAUAGACGCUAACAAUUACUAUCUUCUUUCUUGGAAGUGCAGGUGUGGAAAUAGAGUAUUUCAGCCUUGAUUUUUUAACUAGUUUUGUGAUUUCCUUUUUCUUUUUUUUAAUAUAUAUAUGGUACAAGUAUGAGAUGGGUGUGAUCCAAAAGUAGGAAAGUUUUCAGAGAUGAUUUGAUCGUGACUGUGGAUCUGAGAAGGACAUGAAAGUAUGU